Notolabrus celidotus (New Zealand spotty) is the source of this 2929-nucleotide messenger RNA. RefSeq names its product FEZ family zinc finger 2 (gene fezf2). The record is from RefSeq and is a predicted model, not a curated record. NCBI's taxonomy places the organism in Eukaryota, Metazoa, Chordata, Actinopteri, Labriformes, Labridae. Bases 1239 to 2516 code for a protein of 425 amino acids. The transcript is spliced from 4 exons. Gene Ontology annotation, cellular component: nucleus.
GCUCUCACACAACAACAGUGCAGUGGAUUCCAGCAAACUCCUUGUCGGCCUGUGCCUCUUUAGAGAAAAAAGCCUCUUUUCAUUUGUCCCUGUAUACCUCUGUCCAGGCUAAGUCUUUUUCUUCCCCUCUCUCCCUCUUUAAUCCGUCUCUCUAUUUCGGGAGGGAAAAAAACACAAAACCAGGUUCACGCAGUGCUUUAGUGGCUAAAAGUGAAAGAGCUUGUGUUUUUUCUUUCUCUUUUUUGCCUCCCCUGCGCUGAGUUGAGCCUUGAAUCGCUCUGGAAAAUUGCUUCUUUUCAAUAGAGGGAAGGAGGAACAACGUUUAAUGGGAUCCAAAGGGAGUCUGCACUCUUAAACAGGUGGAAAUAGGACGUCCUCGAAUUUAUACAAAUAGUAAGAAAGUAUAUAAUCCGGCGUGGAAAAGGAGAGAUCCCAUCAUCUCAGAGGAUUACUGAAAACAUUUCCCAAAGUGAAAAGGGAAAAAGGAAAGCGAGUUGUCAACCAAAGAAAGCAAGAAAACCAAGCCUCCACUUUCUGUUCUCAGUGAUGGAAACACAUUUAUGAUCGCUCUUCUUCCUCAUUUGGUUACAUUUUUAUGCCACAUAUGACAUAUGGUGGCCUUUAAAGCUCGUGCCAGCCCCUGUGUAGAUUUUUUUUCAGAGGCUGGCAGGUUGAUGAGGGCGUCUCCCUGUCACCCAGUUAAGAGUUUGGGUGUCCGCUGAUGUCAGGAGACAGUGAUCCGCGCUGAUGAGGGGCGGGCGCUGCCAGUGUGUGACAGAGAGCAGUCGGCUGGUUUCUCCACACCCACCCGACCAUUAAAGAGCUAAACUCCAACACAGACUGAACUUUACGCUCCAGCAUCAUCCAGGAGCUCCGACUACAACAUUUUUUUCUUUUUUUCCUCCUCUUCUGCGUCUGCUUUUUCUUCUUCUUCUCUUCCCAAACGACCUCAGUAAUGUCCUGUUAAUUUUGUGUGCACUAGUUAAUGAGCAUUAAUCCAUCACCCCUGGAUGCUAUUGUUGCAGGGGGAAUGGCCAUUUGAAUGCAAAUGCGUGACACUGUGACAGCAAGGUGCUUAUUAAACUGAUGUGUCCUCCUGUCUGUGGUGCCGGGAGCUCAGCAGAGUGAAAGGACGCGGGGCAGCUGCAGGAGCGGGUCGGACUAAAGCACCGCGAGUUGCUCACGCCAAGUUUCUGCUCGAUUGCAAACAAAACAACAACAAGAACAACAACAGCAAAAUGGCAAGUUCUGCCUCUGUGGAGACGGUGAUGUCCUGCGGGAGGACCGGAACCUCGGCGGCUCCAAAAACCCUGGCCUUCUCCAUAGACCGGAUCAUGUCCAAGAGCUCGGAGCCGAAGGGGAGCGCAGAUGAGCGGGCAGAGGGGAAGAAGCUGCUCGGGCUCUGCUCCCCGAUCCCGUGCAUGAUCCCUCUGCAGCCCUUCAGUUACGACCUGCAAGCCAAGGCGCUGAUGAACUACUCGGAGUUGUGGAGAGCCAGUUUCAGGGGGACUUUUUGCGGCUCUGCAGCCGCUCCAUGCAAGGGGAACUGCGGAAUGUGCGGCAAAGCGGAGCCGAGUUUAAAACAGCCACUGCUGACUUCAGGAAGCAGGGUGGUGAAACCACAGGUGAUCCACCAGGCCGUGGCCGUGCCCAGCGGAGGCUCGCUGUACUAUCUGAAUUACCUGGACUCAGCGUACCAGCAGUCAGAGCUGCUGGCGGGACACUGGUUCUCCAGCUCGCAGGCCCAGGCCUCUCUAUCCGCGCACCACAGACUUUUGCUGCUCGAGAACGCCAAGCUGGCCGGGGUGGGGGGCGAGAAGCUACCCACUCCCCAGUACCCGCACAAGGAACAUCUGCCCGGGCAGCUGGACCAGAUCGUGAAAGAGAACCACGGACUGAGCGCGGAGAAGAACGGGGUCAAGACGCACAGUAAACUGAGCAGCAGCCCCGCAGACGGAAAACCUAAAAACUUCACAUGUGAAGUGUGUGGAAAGGUUUUCAACGCGCAUUACAAUCUCACCAGACACAUGCCGGUGCACACCGGGGCCCGGCCCUUCGUCUGUAAAGUGUGCGGGAAAGGAUUCCGGCAGGCCAGCACGCUGUGCAGACAUAAGAUCAUCCACACGCAGGAAAAGCCUCAUAAAUGUAACCAGUGCGGAAAAGCGUUCAACAGAAGCUCGACUCUCAACACUCACGUACGGAUCCACGCUGGAUACAAACCUUUCAUCUGCGAGUUCUGUGGGAAAGGUUUCCACCAGAAAGGAAACUACAAGAACCACAAGCUGACGCACAGUGGGGAGAAGCAGUACAAGUGCUCCAUCUGCAACAAGGCCUUCCACCAGGUCUACAACCUGACCUUCCACAUGCACACGCACAACGACAAGAAGCCCUUCACCUGCGCCACCUGCGGCAAAGGCUUCUGUCGCAACUUCGACCUGAAGAAGCACAUCAGGAAGCUGCACGACAAUGCCUACAGCGCGGCCGCCGCAGAGGCCUCCAGAGAGCUGCAGAGCUGAGGCACACUGCUGCUGCUCAUGUCCCACAAUGCAUUUCAUCAAAGCAGGCCACAAAAAGACUGGCACAUGUCCUGCCUCUGUGGCCUGCAUGGACAGAUUUUAAAAGGACAGGUGGGACACUCUGUUUGGGUCGUUUCCCUGCAGUGACACAGAACAGAGCAGAAGGUACAACACACACUUUACACACAGCAUAGGAAUAUAAAGGGGAUUAUUAUUCUGCACAGCCACAGGCCUCACACAGGGAGGACACCAUCUGUCUUCAUAAUAGACAUGUAAAUAAUAGGCUAUGAAAUAAAGAAUGUUAUUUAAAAUGUGAAUCAUUGCCAUGUUGUGUAUUUCACAGACAAAAAGUUAAUGUGAAUAAGUUAUAACUUAUAAAGAAAACUGAAUGUUUGAGCCAUGUCGUCUCUGUU